UAGUGCUUGUGAGUGUGUUUGUAUGUGUGUGAGUGAGUGUGGGAGUGAAUAUUAUUUUAAAUCUUUUUUUUUCUCAGUUCCGGUGUGUGUGUACUCGGUGGUUGGGGGCAGGAUGUUGUUUUCUUAGUCUCAUUGUAAUACACAGGCACGAUGGAGGGGCACCUGUUGCUGCUGCUGCUGCUGCUGCUGGUGAUGGCUACCACACUUGUUGCCUUCGACAUUCCCGAGGGAUGUAUGGUUCAGAAGAAUGGGUCUAUCUUCCACGUGAUGUAUGACUCAGUCGAAUUCGAGGCUUACGUUCCGCCUAAGUUCCUUCUACCACCUGACUCCUCCCAAGUACCUGACACCGUAGGAUCUGCCAAAUCGAAACCAGCCAGUUCCAACAACAAGCAGUCUCGACACCUCUUUUCAGCUCUAAUGCAGUGCGACUUGGAUGAUGAUUUUGACUUUCUGUCAGUGAAAAGCAACAGUGUCGAGUUGAAGAGAACACGACGCCACAGUGUAAAUAAAUCAUUCUAUGAGUCUGAGGUGGGUGAAUUAGCAGGAGGAUGGGAACAGUUUAGUCUGGGACUGGUGGGAGAGUACAAACUUACUGACGGACAAGGCAACUCUUGGCUUCCACCCAACAUCACCAUCGACUGCCCCUUGACACACAUGACAGUGCAGGAAGGAAUGUUAACGCGCCAUUGCCUCUCUUGGACACCUACCUGGAAAGUGACUGGCCCUAAGAACAUUGUCUUUCCCUUAAAUGUUUGUAAUCAAGACAGUGAGUCCAGACAGAUAGUCUCACUAUUUUCUAAGGCAAACUUCACCCCAACCUUCAUCACUGGCAGAAGUAAGAUCGUACUUGGAUGGAGAGAUGGAAAUAUGUUAUCAACAGAACACUUGGAUCCCCUCCCUCCUAGCAUGUGGCAUUCUCUGCUCUUCCUGACGAAGAUAAGUGGCUCCAGCAUCAUACUCACGGUGAUGGCAGGUGACGAGAAACUCUAUGAAGACAAACUGGAUGAUUACAACAACUAUUUGCAAGUUCAUGGUCGCGCUGGUGACACAUUCUUCCUGGUACACAAACUAAAGGACAAUGCUACUUACGUUGUCAUGCCUGCCCAAGUGUCCCACCCAGGUUAGUAUAAAAUGAUGCUGCAUAACUCCAUAACCCAAAUAAAGGCUGUUGAUAGGUUGAGAGAAGUGUACAUUAAACCUGCCUGACGAAAAGUUGAAGAUUGAGACACUUAUGCAACAUAUGGGAAUCUUUAUUGAGGAAAAGUUUCGCCACAAAGUG
Messenger RNA from Cherax quadricarinatus, 1279 nucleotides. RefSeq lists its product as uncharacterized. The record is from RefSeq and is a predicted model, not a curated record. NCBI's taxonomy places the organism in Eukaryota, Metazoa, Arthropoda, Malacostraca, Decapoda, Parastacidae.